This is a messenger RNA of Arachis stenosperma, 1193 nucleotides long. Its product is annotated as calcium uniporter protein 5, mitochondrial-like. Gene Ontology annotation, biological process: calcium import into the mitochondrion; mitochondrial calcium ion homeostasis. The coding region runs from base 20 to 1069 and encodes 349 amino acids. The record is from RefSeq and is a predicted model, not a curated record. Gene Ontology annotation, molecular function: uniporter activity; calcium channel activity. Gene Ontology annotation, cellular component: mitochondrial inner membrane; uniplex complex. NCBI's taxonomy places the organism in Eukaryota, Viridiplantae, Streptophyta, Magnoliopsida, Fabales, Fabaceae. The transcript has 2 exons.
UUUUUUGUUUUGAAUCAAAAUGUGGAGUAGAGGGUGGUGUGUAGGGUCAUUGUUGAGGCAAAGGGUAUGUGCUACUUUGAAUAUUGUAAGCAGCCAUGGCUAUGGUGGAAAGGCUCAUCAACCUUUUGAUCACACUCCAUUGUUCAGUUUGAAAGGUUUUGCUGAUGAUGGAAGAAAGAGGAAUAAUAAUGGAGAAGGAGGAAGAGGUGUUGGUGUUAGUUCUAUAUCUGUUUUUCUGAACCGAAUGAAUAAUAAGAGGGGUGUGUGUUCAUCAACUUGGGUUUCAUCUCCUUUUAACAAUGGGGGCAUUAAUAAUUCAAAUUCUCCAUCUUCUUCUUAUGGGAAAAUAGAAGGGGCAAAUAGUUUAUCAUACGCUGAGGCGAAGAAGUUAAUGAGGCUAGUGAAUGUGGAGAAUCUAAAGCUGAAGCUUGGAAGUGAUGGGAAGGAAGUUAUUCCGUACAAUGAACUUAUUGAAGCAUGUGAAAGCAUGGGAGUUGUAAGGAAUAAAGAAGAGGCAAUGGCGUUUGCUAAGGUUCUUGAUGAAGCUGGUGUUAUUCUUCUCUUUAGGAACAAGGUCUAUCUGCACCCUGAUAAGGUGGUUGAUCUGGUUAUAAGUGCAGUUCCACUAGCACUAACUUCUGAGAAUGAUCCUAGAAGGGAAGAACUAAAGAGGCUCCAAGAGAAGAAAGAAGAGCUCGAUGUCUUGGCGCACAAGCAAGUCCGGCGCAUCCUCUGGGGCGGCCUAGGAUUCGGCAUAGCCACCGUCUCCCUCUUCUUCCGGCUAACAUUCUGGGAAUUCUCGUGGGACGUCAUGGAGCCGAUCGCAUUCUUCACCACGUCGACCGGCCUAAUCAUCGGCUAUGCCUACUUCCUAUUCACCUCAAGGGACCCUACUUACCAAGACUUCAUGAAGAGGCUAUUCCUUUCAAGGCAGAGGAAGCUUCAUAAGAGGCACAAUUUUGAUAUUGACAAGUAUAAUGAUCUUAGGUGCAAAUGCAAAACACCUUUAGAUGCAAAAACCACACUCAAGAAUCGCUUAGGCGUCGAUCUAGAUCUGGAGGAGGCUUAAUUAAACAUAGUGAUUAUUAAUUAAACCGUAUACUUUACACUUUACACAUCUCAUUUUUUGUUCUUAAUGUUAUUAUAAAUUUAACGUUAUUCUCCCCAGUUUUCAAAGUUGGAGGGGGAAAAAA